AUGGGAUGCCUGUCACUUCUCCUCUUCGAGCUCGCAGCCGUCUGUGUGUUUCACACGACGACGGCCAACAAUGAAAUCGACAGCUACAUCUACGGCAUGAACUACUCGCGGGACCAAGUCUUAGCAUACAAGGGAGAAAGCAAGACCAGUGUUCCAGUACAAACCGAAGGCAAGCUGGAUACUAACCACAACUUCAUCGUAAUCACAAGGGAAAAGAAAACUGCACAGAAUGGAAUGUCCGAUAUCGGAGUUGUGACUGCUAAUGAACAUAGAACCUAUCCUGGAUCAUUGCUGCUGGCUAAUCAGAGACUUAUUGAUAAUUCACCUGACGUCCUCUCUCUACCUCGUGCUCCGCUCACCUACACCGUGAAUCUGCCAGGCUUAACCACUGAUGGCCACUUCACCAUUGACCCAACCUUCGCUCAAUACCAGUCCACGAAGGAAAACACGUUGAAGACUUGGUUUGAGAAGCAUCCGAAUGACCAAAGUGUCGUAGCCAACUUCCACAGUGAUUACACCUUCGCUUAUAGUCAAGAGUAUCUAAGAGUCAAAUUUGGCUUGGAGUUCAAGAACACCCAGGUAGAGUCCAGUAUUGAUUUUAGUGCGAUGCAGAAACAAGAAAAACUCAUUAUGAUUCACAAGUUUAAACAAGUGUUUUAUACCGUGAGCGUCGAGCAUUCUCACAAACCUUCUGAUCUGUUCGCGUCGUCAGUAACUCUUGACACCUUGAAGCAGAAGACAGAUAUCAACAACCCGCCUGUUAUUGUUGAUAGUGUGUCAUACGGUAGGACUAUCUACGUCAAGCUGGAGACAUCCUCAACUGAUAGAGAAGCAAAGGCUACACUGGCUACAAAAGCAACAAAUUUCGACCUCAAGGCCGACGCUGAAGCCGAGAUGAAAAGCAAGCUGAAGAACCUUAACAUGCAGGUUUUCGUUAUCGGUGGAAGCUCUGAGCACAUUCAGUUGAUUAAUGCCAAAACGUUCAAGGAGGUGAACGAUGUUCUGGUGAAAUACGCAAAAUUCUCCCGAGACAACUUGGGAUACCCUAUCUCCUACUCGGCUCAAUUCAUCAAAGACAACUCCAGGGCCAUCGUGCAAAUGUCUACUGACUACAUUGAGACGACCAGCACGAUACACUCGAAGGGAAUAAUCAAAAUAGUACACAAAGGAGGUUUCGUCAUGCAGUGGGCUGUCAAGUGGAAGGAAGUGAGCUACGAUAGCAACGGAGCCAAGGUGAGCAAGGUCGUGGAGUGGGAGAAGAACUGGCAAGAUCUAACAGCUCCCUUCGAGCAAGACAUUGAGCUCCCUGGGAACGCUGAAGACAUCAGUGUAUUUGCCAGAGAGGCUACUGGUGUGAACUGGGAUUGGUGGCGCACUAUCUUUGACAAGAAAGGCAUUCCACUCAUUGAUAAGAGAACAUUCACAGCAUGGGGAACAACCCUUCAUCCGGAGAGUUCGGUAUCACCUAGUGUUUAA
Messenger RNA from Macrosteles quadrilineatus (aster leafhopper), 1476 nucleotides. Its product is annotated as tetanolysin-like. The transcript has a single exon. Gene Ontology annotation, molecular function: cholesterol binding. NCBI's taxonomy places the organism in Eukaryota, Metazoa, Arthropoda, Insecta, Hemiptera, Cicadellidae. The record is from RefSeq and is a predicted model, not a curated record. The coding region runs from base 1 to 1476 and encodes 491 amino acids.